AAACUUUCUUCCUUGUGUCGCGUUGCAUAAUUCUUGGUUCGGAGCGGCGGGCCGUUGAUUUUAAAUUUCUAACCUACAAAUUUCGAACGAAUGUUCACCCGGUACACCGUAGCAUAGCAAGACUCGCGACGGAGGAAAGCCGUCCCUUUUUGGGGGUGGAAUCGGAAAAUAAAUAGCCGUGAGGAUGCUGGACCUCUCGACGAUCGGUGUAGCCUUGCGCUGGUGGCUAGUUGGGAGUAGUAGGACCGGCGAGUUCAUUGUUUACACCGGCAUUUCGUUCAUAAAUAUGCUAGUGAAUGCUGUCAAAGGCUUCAAUGCCGUUUGCGUACUGCUUUAUGAGGGAUCCACGCUCUGGCUAAAAGACAUUUACGAUUACUUAUGCGUCGUCCAGGAGAUGAUUCGCAGUGCGUCCGAUUACUCUGUGUACAUCUUGUCCCUCCUCGUUGCAGCUGCUGCAAAGGUUGUCUGGGCUCCAUUUUCGUUAGUAGCUGCAGCCUUGGCUUCGAUACGUGAGCUACUCCUCCUCCUGGGAUCUAGUUGUCUGUUUUUGCUCUCCUUACCACCCUUAUUUUUAUUCUAUCUUGCUGACUCGGUGUUGCAUGCAUUCAAAGUGCUUCGUUCCUUCACUUUGUACAUUGGAGAAAGAUUGACAGAACACGCAGCGGACAUUGAAACACUUGAAGUGCUGACUGGCCUUGUUGUGGGAUGUGGUUUAGUGAUAAUAGCGGUGAAUGGGAUGAGGUUGCUCAUUCACUGGUACUUCAGGUUUAAGACUAGAAUGUACAGAGGCUUGAUAACAUGGGCAGGAACAACAUGGAGAAGAGCCAAAAGAGGAAUGACAAUUACCAGGAGGCGCCGAGGACAAGAAAACUAUAAAUUACAAGAGACUGAACUAUGUAUAGUAUGCUUUGGGAAAGCAAGAUCUGUGUGCCUUUUACCUUGCCGACAUUUGUGCCUUUGCACUAGUUGCACUCAAUUAUUACCCGACCCGUUGCGAUGCCCGUUGUGCAGGCAGCUAGCCGAUGAUCUUAUACAUGUUUACCUUUGAUAUUAAUCCUAUUCAAGCUCAAUUAGAUGUUAAGUUUUAAAGAGAAAAAAUUUACGCGUACUAUUUUUAUGCAAUGGAGUACAAUGAGAGAGUGUGAUGUGAUUUCACUGUGUUCAGAUGUAUAUAAUAUAAAUAUAUUUUAAUAGUGAUAUAUAUGUAUAAUAGAAAUAAAUGACCAAAAUGUAAUUAAUUAAUCAACCACGAUGUUCUUGUUUUCACUUUCUGAGAAUAAAGAAUAUUGUGCAGUAUAAUUCUUUUUGAAUUUUGAAGCUUGCAGUCGGAAUAAAUUGAAAUAUGUAUGAAAUUUUGAACUUCAACAAUAAGGCAAAACAUUUUUUUCCCAAAUGAGUUGCAGUAUUAUGUUACAAAUAAUAUCAUAACGAAUUGAGCAAUUGAAAAAUUUCUUCUUUGUUUGUGUUACAUGUUUAAUUCAAUAAAAUCGUAAUAUCCGUUUAGAAAAAUAUUGUUACAUUCAUGUAAUGAGCCUGAAAGCCUGAAGCAAGUUAUGCAUGCUUCUAUUUUAAAUUUGAAUAGACAGUAAAAACUGUUGAACUAAAACAUACGUACGUAUUUUUCAAGUCGCAUUCAGUACAAAAAUCGUCGGCUAAAAUUCAGUAAAAUACGGCACAUUAAAAUAUCAACUAUAUAAAUUGAUUAUUGAUUUCUAA
This is a messenger RNA of Diprion similis, 1716 nucleotides long. Its product is annotated as peroxisome biogenesis factor 10. Lineage: Eukaryota; Metazoa; Arthropoda; Insecta; Hymenoptera; Diprionidae. Bases 185 to 1048 code for a protein of 287 amino acids. The transcript has 2 exons. The record is from RefSeq and is a predicted model, not a curated record. Gene Ontology annotation, biological process: protein ubiquitination. Gene Ontology annotation, molecular function: ubiquitin-protein transferase activity.